GUCGUCGAGUUAACUGGUGAUGUAACUCCCGACCUUGGCAGACUGGCGUGUGCCGAUUUGAUUGUAACCACUCCUGAAAAAUGGGACGGAGUCUCACGGUCGUGGCAGCAACGGGCUUAUGUCCGCCAAAUCGGCCUUAUUGUCAUAGAUGAGAUUCAUCUGCUUGGUGAAGAACGUGGCCCAGUUUUAGAAGUACUCAUCUCGCGGGCCAACUUCAUUGCUUCUCAGCUUUGCCAGCCAGUGCGCUUGGUUGGCCUGAGCACAGCCCUUGCUAACGCCGGUGACCUGGCUGCCUGGCUUCGUGUGCCCAUCAGUGGUCGGUGUGACGCCUUGAUCUCUCUCGGAUGUGCUGCUCGUGGUCUGUUUAAUUUCAGACCUUCGGUGCGCCCUGUGCCUCUCGAGGUUCACAUUCAAUCAUUCUCAGGCAUCCACUACUGUCCUAGGAUGGCCACCAUGAAUCGACCCAUCUAUCAAGGUGAUUUACCUAUCUCAAUGUCCCAUUUACAGCCGUUGUUGUCGUGUAAAGCUGCAUAUUCAACCAGAUACCAACAUUUAUUUUUACUGCCAAAGAUCUAG
Messenger RNA from Protopolystoma xenopodis, 576 nucleotides. Lineage: Eukaryota; Metazoa; Platyhelminthes; Monogenea; Polystomatidea; Polystomatidae. The record is from the annotation of a GenBank genome assembly.